AUGUCGGCCUACUUCUACGGACACCAGCAAGCGCAACAACAGCACCAUGCCGCGCAGGCUGCCCAUCUGCCGUCAACCAACCACCACGGCGGCCGCUCGCGGAGAGGGCCUCGCAUGGCCUCCCAGAACACUCAACGGCAAUUCCGCGGUGUCAAGAGCAUGAGGGAGCUGGCGGAAGCGCCCACGGUGACGGCCUUCCGUCUGCGCUUCGAGGCGGGUCGGUCGUUUGAUUUGGACGACGACUUGGAAUUCUGUCCCAACCUGCUGACGGAGGAUGAUCUGCUCUCGAUCCAUUCUUCCGCCUCGGAUCGGUCGUCCCUAUCCAGCGGGUCACCUGACUCGUCUCCCCUGCAGCACCAGAUCCAGCCCGCGCAACAAGUCACCCCGACCAUCUCUCUUUCGCCAGGCGCCUCUGCCAACCCUUACCUCAAUAAUGUCUCUUCGGCCGCCAUGAACAGUAAUUUUAAUCAACCUACCUUUCAGCAGCCGGCUGGUACCCGCGCGCGGAAAGUCAUUCCGAUUGUCAACCCGCAGACUGGCGCGACCCUGUCCAGCCCACCCAACUCCAUCUCCCCCGGCAUGAUGCAGAACGGCCAGCGUCGGUGGUGA
Rasamsonia emersonii CBS 393.64 is the source of this 609-nucleotide messenger RNA. RefSeq lists its product as uncharacterized. Lineage: Eukaryota; Fungi; Ascomycota; Eurotiomycetes; Eurotiales; Trichocomaceae. Bases 1 to 609 code for a protein of 202 amino acids. The record is from RefSeq and is a predicted model, not a curated record. The transcript has 2 exons.